CCCAAAUAUGCCGUCGGCAUAUCAAGUAUUGACUAAGCCCAAGUUCUUCCUCAACUCUCUCUAAGCUUUCAUCUAGAAACUGUCCAACAAUGGCUUCCUCUACCCAAAAACCCUCUUCUUCUUCUACCUCAGUUCGUAAAUAUGAGUUCGAAGUGUUCUUAAGUUUUAGAGGUGAAGACACCCGCAACAAUUUUACGGAUCAUUUAUUCGUAAAUUUGGAUCGGAUGGGGAUUAACACUUUUAGAGACGAUCAACUUGAAAGAGGUGAGGAGAUCAAAUCAGAACUUUUGAAAACUAUUGAAGAAUCAAGAAUUUCCAUAGUUGUGUUCUCAAAAACCUAUGCUCAUUCCAAGUGGUGUUUGGAUGAGUUAGCGAAGAUCAUGGAGUGCAGGGAAGAAAUGGAACAAAUAGUCUUGCCGGUGUUCUACCACGUGGAUCCUUCUGAUGUACGAAAGCAAACAGGGAGCUUCGGAGAGGCAUUUUUCAUCCAUGAAAGAAAUGUAGAUGAGAGAAAGAUGCAAAGGUGGAGGGCUUCCUUGACUGAAGCAAGCAAUCUAAGUGGUUUCCAUGUGAAUGAUGGGUAUGAGUCAAAGCAUAUUAAGGAAAUUGUUAACCAGAUUUUUAAAAGAUCAAUGAAUUCUAAGCUUUUGCACAUUAACGAGGAUAUAGUUGGGAUGGAUUUUCGCCUAAAAGAACUAAAGUCAUUGUUAAGUAGUGACUUGAAUGACAUUCGUGUGGUUGGGAUAUAUGGAAUUGGUGGAAUUGGUAAAACUACCAUUGCCAAGAUUGUUUAUAAUGAGAUCCAAUAUCAAUUCACUGGUGCUAGCUUUCUUCAAGAUGUCAGAGAGACAUUCAACAAGGGUUGUCAACUUCAACUACAACAACAACUUCUUUAUGAUAUAGUGGGGAAUGAUGAAAAGUUUAGCAAUAUCAAUAAAGGAAUCAAUAUAAUAAAGGACAGACUUGGCUUAAAAAAGGUUCUUAUUGUAAUUGAUGAUGUGGAUCGAUUGCAGCAAUUAGAGUCAGUGGCUGGAAGUCCUAAAUGGUUUGGUCCAGGAAGUACAAUUAUCAUUACAACUAGAGACCAACAUCUGUUGGUUGAGUAUGGAGUGACUAUAUCACAUAAGGCUACAGAAUUACAUUAUGAGGAAGCUCUUCAACUCUUCAGCCAACAUGCCUUUAAACAAAAUGUUCCUAAAGAAGAUUAUGUAGACCUCUCAAAUUGCAUGGUACAAUAUGCUCAAGGUCUCCCUUUGGCCCUUAAAGUUCUAGGUUCUUCUCUUCAGGGCAUGACAAUAGAUGAAUGGAAAAGCGCAUCGGAUAAAUCGAAAAAAAACCCUAUGAAGGAAAUUAAUGAUGUGCUUAGAAUAAGUUUUGAUGGGCUUGAUCCUUCUCAAAAGGAGGUUUUCCUGGACAUUGCGUGUUUUUUCAAAGGUGAACGCAAAGAUUUUGUGUCAAGAAUAUUAGAUGGUUGCAAUUUAUUUGCAACAUGCAACAUAAGAGUUCUUCGUGAUAGAUGUCUAGUAACUAUCUUAGACAACGUCAUACAAAUGCAUGACUUGAUACAAGAAAUGGGUUGGGCAAUUGUUCGUGAAGAAUGUCCUGGAGACCCCUGCAAAUGGAGUAGAUUGUGGGAUGUAGAUGAUAUUUAUGAUGCAUUUUCUAAACAAGAGGAGAUGCAAAAUAUUCAAACCAUAUCUUUGGACUUGUCUAGAUCAAGAGAAAUACAGUUCAAUACAAAAGUGUUUGCCAAGAUGAAGAAGCUUAGGUUGCUUAAAAUCUAUUGCAAUGAUCAUGAUGGUUUGCCUAGAGAAGAGUAUAAACGUCUUAAAGAAUUAAAGGGCAUUAAUCUAAGUAACUCAAAACAAUUGGUCAAAAUGCCAAAAUUCUCAAGCAUGCCAAAUUUGGAGAGACUGAAUCUUGAAGGUUGUACAAGGUUGCGUGAACUUCAUUCAUCUAUUGGCGAUCUCAAAAGUUUGACUUACUUGAAUUUAGGAGGAUGUGAACAGCUCCAAAGUUUCCCAUCCAGCAUGAAGUUUGAAUCUCUUGAAGUUCUUUAUCUUAAUUGUUGUCCAAACUUGAAGAAGUUUCCUGAGAUCCAUGGCAAUAUGGAAUGUUUGAAGGAGCUUUAUUUAAACAAGAGUGAGAUCCAAGAACUACCAAGUAGCAUUGUGUAUUUAGCAUCUCUUGAAGUCCUUAAUCUCUCAUAUUGUUCAAACUUUGAGAAAUUUCCUGAGAUCCAUGGGAAUAUGAAAUUUUUGAGGGAGCUUUAUUUAGAAGGAUGUUCAAAGUUUGAGAAAUUUCCGGAUACAUUUACCUAUAUGGGACAUUUAAGGGGGCUUCAUUUACGUGGGAGUGGUAUUAAAGAACUCCCAAGCAGCAUUGGGUAUUUGGAAUCUCUUAAAAAUCUUAACCUCUCAUAUUGCUCAAACUUUGAGAAAUUUCCAGAGAUCCAAGGGAAUAUGAAAUGCUUGAAGGAGCUUUCUUUAGAGAAAACCGCUAUUAAGGAACUCCCAAAUAGCAUUGGGCACUUGCAGGCCCUUGAAAUUCUUACUCUCAGUGGUUGCUCAAAUCUUGAGAGGUUUCCUGAGAUCCAAAAAAAUAUGGGGAAUCUAUGGGCUCUUUUUCUAGAUGAGACUGCUAUUAAAGGAUUACCCUACUCAGUAGGUCAUCUCACCAGACUUGAUCGCUUAAAUUUGGAAAAUUGUAGAAAUUUGAAAAGUCUUCCAAACAGUAUAUGUGGGUUGAAAUCCCUCGAAGGCCUCUCUCUCAAUGGUUGUUCAAAUCUAGAGGCUUUUUCAGAGAUCACGGAGGAUAUGGAACAAUUAGAACGCCUUUUUUUACGUGAGACGGGUAUCUCAGAGCUGCCAUCAUCAAUCGAACAUAUGAGAGGUCUUAAAUCCUUGGAAUUGAUCAAUUGUGAGAACCUUGUGGCUCUUCCCAAUAGCAUCGGUAAUUUGACAUGUCUUACUAGUCUUCAUGUUCGUAACUGUCCAAAGCUCCACAACUUGCCUGACAAUUUGAGAAGCCUGCAAUGUUGCUUAACAAUGCUAGAUCUAGGUGGUUGCAAUCUGAUGGAAGAAGAAAUCCCCAAUGAUUUAUGGUGUCUAUCCUCACUGGAAUUUUUAAACAUAAGUGAAAACCAUAUGCGUUGCAUACCUGCUGGCAUCACUCAACUUUGUAAGCUUGGUACCCUUCUCAUGAAUCAUUGUCCGAUGCUUGAAGUAAUUGGAGAGCUUCCAUCAAGUCUAGGGUGGAUAGAGGCACAUGCUUGUCCAUCCCUGGAAACUGAAACUUCUUCAAGUCUACUCUGGUCUUCUUUGCUCAAACACUUGAAAUCACCAAUUCAGCGGAGAUUUAAUAUUAUCAUUCCAGGAAGUAGUGGAAUACCAGAAUGGGUAAGUCAUCAAAGAAUGGGAUGUGAAGUAAGUGUAGAACUUCCAAUGAAUUGGUAUGAAGAUAAUAACUUGUUAGGAUUUGUUUUAUUCUUCCAUCAUGUUCCCCUUGAUGAUGAUGAAUGCGUGAGAACAUCUGGUUUUAUUCCAGAAUGUAAAUUGGCGAUAUCCCAUGGUGAUCAAACUGAACGACUGGAUAAUAUUAGUUUUUAUCAUCGUUGCAAAACAUACUCUAUUAGCGGUUUAUCAUAUAGCAGCAGACGCUACGACAGUGGUGCACAUCAGAUCCAGCACUGUGGGUGA
Vitis riparia (riverbank grape) is the source of this 3698-nucleotide messenger RNA. Its product is annotated as disease resistance protein RPV1-like. The transcript has 5 exons. Gene Ontology annotation, biological process: signal transduction; defense response. Bases 90 to 3698 code for a protein of 1202 amino acids. NCBI's taxonomy places the organism in Eukaryota, Viridiplantae, Streptophyta, Magnoliopsida, Vitales, Vitaceae. The record is from RefSeq and is a predicted model, not a curated record. Gene Ontology annotation, molecular function: ADP binding.